GUAGGCGUUUCUCCUUCAGCUCUUCAGGCUCAGAGUGAGCCCCCUUCCAGCCCCCACGUCUGUUAUUUUCCCCCAAGGAUCACCUCGCAGGUCUCCAGUGUUCUCAACGCCCUACAAAAAGCCCAGGUUCCGUCUUAUCCAUUUCCGCGGCUCCUCAUAUCCAUGCCCAGCAUCGCUGUCCGUUGUCAUUGGGCGCAUCGUAGAUUCCCAUCAUGGGCUGACUAG
Colletotrichum tamarilloi is the source of this 225-nucleotide messenger RNA. RefSeq lists its product as uncharacterized. The record is from RefSeq and is a predicted model, not a curated record. NCBI's taxonomy places the organism in Eukaryota, Fungi, Ascomycota, Sordariomycetes, Glomerellales, Glomerellaceae. The annotation marks the transcript as partial. The transcript has a single exon.